AUGCAACAUUCACAUGCGGGAUUUCUCGAUUAUGUUUUGAAACAUAGCCAAGCGGGAAAUAUUCAAAGUGUGAUCAAUACUAUUGAUCGAUACGGAUGGACAAAGGGAUGGCUGAUGAAUAUUGGCGAUCAGAAAGGUCAAAUUCUUGACGAAGCAAUUCGUUCACGAAAGCCGAAAACAGUUCUCGAACUCGGUAGUUUUCUUGGUUACAGUUCACUAAGAAUGGCUGCUCAGUUGCCGAACGAUGCUGUGAUUAUUUGCGUAGAUAUGAAUCCAGAAACAACAGAAAUCGCUCGUGCUAUUCACAAACACGCGGGCGUUGAUGAUCGAAUUCGAUUCAUCGUCGACUCUACCGAACGUGUGAUUCCUCAAUUAACCGAAAAACUUCAUAUAAACUCAUUCGAUUUUAUUUUUAUUGAUCAUUAUGGAACACAUUAUCUACGCGAUUUUAAACUAUUGGAAGAAUAUGGUUUAAUCCGAUCGGGAACAAUGAUCGUAGCGGAUAAUGUUAUUGCACCAGGUGCGCCUGGCUAUCUACAAUAUAUUCGAAAUAAUCCAAAUUAUAGAACGAAAACUCAUGAAUCAUUUGUUGAGUAUACGAACGAUAUGGUGGAUGGGGUUGAAGUAACAGUACGAAAUUAA
Molecule: messenger RNA, 642 nt
Organism: Adineta ricciae
Lineage: Eukaryota; Metazoa; Rotifera; Eurotatoria; Adinetida; Adinetidae
Source: the annotation of a GenBank genome assembly